AAUACCCUGUCGCUGCUGCGGCGGAGGCCGAGGCUGGGAGCCGGGGCGGGUGGGGAGUGCCGGCCGCGGAGGAGCUAGGGGCGAGGUCAGCCGGAGCUUCGAGCCUCCGCCGCUCUAGCGAGCGGUGACCCCGCGCCCAGGCGUCGCCCGACCCGCGGCUGUUCCCGAGGCGGUUGGUGGGGGCGCGGCGGCGGCGGCGGUUGGGGGUGGGGAGAGGCGCGGCGAGGAGACGAGAGAGGUCAGCGAGUUUGCGGGAGGAUCGCAAGCCGUGCCGCCGUCAUGUCCGAGGACUCGAGCGCCCUGCCCUGGUCCAUCAACAGGGACGAUUACGAGCUGCAGGAGGUGAUCGGGAGCGGAGCGACGGCCGUGGUCCAGGCAGCGUACUGCGCCCCUAAGAAGGAGAAAGUGGCCAUCAAGCGGAUAAACCUCGAGAAGUGUCAGACCAGCAUGGACGAGCUCCUGAAAGAAAUCCAGGCCAUGAGUCAGUGCCACCACCCCAACAUCGUGUCGUACUACACGUCCUUCGUGGUGAAGGACGAGCUGUGGCUCGUCAUGAAGCUGCUGAGCGGAGGUUCUGUUCUAGAUAUUAUUAAGCACAUCGUGGCCAAGGGGGAGCACAAGAGUGGGGUCCUGGAUGAGGCUGCCAUCGCCACGAUUCUCAAAGAAGUGCUGGAAGGCUUGGAGUACCUGCACAAGAACGGGCAGAUUCACAGAGACGUGAAAGCGGGAAACAUUCUCCUUGGAGAGGACGGCUCGGUGCAGAUCGCAGACUUUGGGGUUAGCGCUUUUUUAGCGACUGGUGGUGAUAUUACCCGAAAUAAGGUGAGAAAGACCUUUGUCGGAACUCCUUGCUGGAUGGCCCCUGAAGUCAUGGAACAGGUCCGAGGCUAUGAUUUCAAAGCGGACAUCUGGAGUUUCGGGAUCACAGCAAUUGAACUGGCCACCGGGGCGGCCCCUUACCAUAAAUAUCCACCGAUGAAGGUUUUAAUGCUGACGCUACAGAAUGAUCCUCCUUGUCUGGAAACGGGCGUUCAAGAUAAGGAAAUGCUGAAAAAAUACGGAAAAUCAUUUAGGAAAAUGAUUUCAUUGUGCCUUCAAAAGGAUCCAGAAAAAAGACCAACAGCAGCAGAACUGUUAAGGCACAAAUUUUUCCAAAAAGCAAAGAAUAAAGAAUUUCUUCAAGAAAAAAUACUGCAGAGGGCACCAACUAUUUCUGAAAGAGCUAAAAAGGUCCGGAGGGUGCCAGGGUCCAGCGGCCGCCUUCACAAGACCGAAGACGGUGGCUGGGAGUGGAGCGACGACGAAUUUGAUGAAGAAAGUGAGGAAGGGAAGGCGGCCAUCUCGCAACUCAGGUCUCCCCGAGUGAAAGAAUCGCUAUCAGCUUCUGAGCUCUUUCCGACGGCGGACCCUGUGGGUACUUUACUCCAAGUUCCAGAACAGAUUUCUGCGCACCUACCUCAGCCCGCCGGGCACACGCCUGCACAGCCCGCCCUCGUGUCUCCCCCGCCCCCCGCAGAGCCGGCCACCCCAGCUCAGGCCCCGUCCGCAGGAGCAGGGCCGCAGCACGCCAGCGUCCCGAUCAGCCUCGUGCUCAGGCUAAGGAAUUCAAAAAAAGAACUAAAUGAUAUUCGAUUCGAGUUUACUCCUGGGAGAGAUACAGCGGAAGGCGUCUCUCAGGAGCUCAUCUCUGCCGGCCUGGUCGACGGAAGGGACUUAGUAAUAGUGGCAGCGAAUCUGCAGAAAAUUGUGGAAGAGCCUCAGUCAAAUCGAUCUGUCACUUUCAAACUGGCAUCUGGUGUCGAAGGCUCGGAUCUUCCUGACGACAGUAAACUAAUAGGAUUUGCCCAGCUCAGCAUCAGCUAAAGCACAGCCCCGGAGGAGGCGGCCCCACGAGAUUCCGCACGUGCGCGUCUCUUGCUUCUGUCGGCCUAAACCCACUACUGCCAAAGAACCUGCGACCAGCCCCCGGCCAGGAGCCUCAGAGCUUCCCUUUCGUUCUUCCCGCCGUCGCUCCCCCCCGCGCCCCCCCAGGCCGUGGCCAGCGUCCCUGUAAAGAGUUCCGUUAGUGACCCUGCCCCACGCGCCCGUCCUCCGCCGGCGAAGGGGCCGCGAGCCUCAGGGCCCGCCUUGCCUUACUCCAGCGGCGGCAGGGCUGGGGGGCCGCGCUGGGCCCGGCGCCUCCUCCUGCCUCUGGGGACAGCCCCUCACCACCGAAGCGGCAGCUCCGAGGUGACUGUCAGCUGGAGCCCAGAGAACUUAGUUUAGUGGUUUGGUUUGUUCUGUUUCGUUUCGAGUCUGAUGUGACUUCUAGCAGGCUUUGUCAGGAAGAAGCACAGCCUCCGAGGAGGCAGCCUAAACCGCGGCCCUGUUUUGUUCGUGUUUCUAAGCGUUUUGCGGAAGCUGAUCUCAGGCGCCCCAUCACCACUCCCUCCGGAAAGGGCCGCCAGCCUUAACUUCAGCCGGUGCGCGACGUCCGUGGUCGCACCUCAAGCCAUCAGACCCUCGGAGUGCAGGUUGGGGCCUAUUUCGGCAAACACAUCAAGGAACGGCCUACAAAAGUGAGUUCUCCCAGCAGUGGUUUUGAAAAGGAAAAGUCGGAACUCAUAUCAUCAAGGAAAUAUUUAUUUUCAAACCUUCAAAACUCCAGUGGAAGAAGAACCGCUUGCUCCUCAGUCGCCCACGGAACCCGCCCGGCCUCCGCGCCCGAGGAAACGCAAGGCCGACGCGCACAGCAAUAAGGAGCCGCCCGGGCCGGCCUGCCCCGCGCCCCCUCCCGCACUGACCCUCCGGAGGGGGCCCGCACCUCUGCGCGGACCCGACCCAGGACGCAGCGUGAAGCCACAUGUGCCGUGACUUUUAGGAUUUAUGAGUAGACCGUGUUCAUUUGAUUUUCUAUAAAAAUAACAUAAAUUAUUCUGUACGUUUCAAACAGAGCACUCAUAAUGCAAUGGUGAGCGCCCGGUGGGGCCGACUUUCCUUCCGGCUGCUUCCCAGCCAGCCCUUGUCCACCUGCACGGAGCCCGGCCACUUUGUGCAAGAAAGGCACACUCAGCCCGGCCUUACGGUGACACACACAGACGGGCUGUGGCCCCUGGAAGAGGGGAGAGUCGCCUCUUACCGAACCGCUCGGCCCGCUCCAGCACUGGUGGUCUGUGAAUAACAAGGUCGUCCACCUGGUUUUCUCUGGGAGCAUCUCUGGAACCUUCCCUCACGACUGAGUCGUCACAGCUGUGGUUGCUCGUUCUGAGCUCGCGGUUCCAGUCACGGGCUUUCUCCCCCUGCCUCGGGUGCAGAGACGACCUGGGAAAGGAGUGGAUGCCGGGGAGCAGGGGGGCGGGGGUGGCGGCUUGGAGGAGAGUCGAUGACAGGACCACACAGGACGUCCCGGGUCCCAGCACGAUCGGUCAGAAGAGGGAGCGUGCUGAGCCUCGACAGGGAGAAGGUUGAUCUGCUUGCUGCAAAAAUAGUUCGCUUUUCUUUUUUUCUUUUCUCUCUCUCUCUCUCUCUCUCUCUCUCUUUUUUUUUUUUUUUUUUUUGUUAGCGGGGUGGGAAGCUCAGGCUGGGAGGUGGGAAGAAGGGGACAGCGUCCUCUUGGGCUCCGGACCAGUGGCCUGCCGUGGAGUCCGUAUUUUGGUCUCACGCCGUCAUCAUCCACUUACUGGGAAACCCGGGGGUGGCGGCGGCGCUCUGUUCUAGCAUUCUCUUUGGAGGCGGGCUGGAGCCCAGGCUGGGGCUCAGGGGCAUCCCAACCCCGUUCCGUUUCUCCAGCUAGCCGUCACCCUCGGAAGCGGGCUGGGGCUUUCUCUUCCUUUUCCGUUCAUUGUUUGCCCUGCUGGGAACUAGGAGCCGACCCCCAGCCUAGGGCGGCCGGCUCUUUUCUUCCGCCACGGUGACUUACACGGGGAUGCUGAGGAAAGACGGGAACGGAAACGUGCAGGCGGGACAGCACGUGACACUCUGAGUGACCUUGCUCCUUUCCAGGAGCGUCGGUUCGGGGCGCCCCUCUGUCCGUGGGUCCUGGGCCCCCCUGGUCCCUUGGGGUCGGGACUGACUCAGCACAAGGUAACAUGUGCCAAUGCUGUUUGCGAAAUGUAUGGUCUUAUUCCCGAUGACUGAUAGAUUUGUUUGGGGUUUUUGCUUAAGUUUUGAACCAAAUCCUAGAGCCAGCUGAUACUAUUUAAUAAUCCGAGGAUAGAAUAAUGGUGUAUCAAUAAAUGGAGGUUCCUCCUCAUGACGUAUGCUAGAUUCUGGAAGAUGUAAAAUAUCUGACCCUCCCCCUCCCUUUUUUGGACUUUGUAUUUUGCUGCAUGUUUCCUUCAUUUUUAAUCAAUAAAGAGUAAAUUGUCUGUA
Messenger RNA from Suricata suricatta (meerkat), 4350 nucleotides. It is a transcript of the gene OXSR1, whose product is annotated as oxidative stress responsive kinase 1. The transcript has 18 exons. NCBI's taxonomy places the organism in Eukaryota, Metazoa, Chordata, Mammalia, Carnivora, Herpestidae. Gene Ontology annotation, biological process: protein phosphorylation. Bases 280 to 1863 code for a protein of 527 amino acids. The record is from RefSeq and is a predicted model, not a curated record. Gene Ontology annotation, molecular function: ATP binding; protein serine/threonine kinase activity.